Messenger RNA from Letharia columbiana, 912 nucleotides. RefSeq lists its product as uncharacterized. The record is from RefSeq and is a predicted model, not a curated record. The transcript has 4 exons. Lineage: Eukaryota; Fungi; Ascomycota; Lecanoromycetes; Lecanorales; Parmeliaceae. The coding region runs from base 1 to 912 and encodes 303 amino acids.
AUGGCAUGGGACGGCACGUCCAGACAAGACCUAGAGCUGACGAUCGAGAAGGACGUCUAUGUCAGCGAAAUUCACUACCCCAUUACCAUCACUGCCAUCAAAAUCUCCAUCCUACUCUUCUACCUCCGCUUGUUCGGAGCUCGCAAAUGGUUCAGACACGUAAUAUACAUCACCGAAGCCAUUGUUCUUAGCUGGUGCAUGGCGACCAUUUUGCCGGCAGUCUUUCAAUGCAAGCCGAUACACAUUGCAUGGUCCAUCGAUGCAAUAGAGAUGAUGGAGCAUUGUAACAAUCUCAAUGCCUAUCUGAUUGCCACUUCGGUGAUCAACGUUAUCCUGGACUUCUGGAUCUUGGCGUUGCCGCUUUCUAUCGUUUGGACGCUUCAGAUGUCGAGGAAGUCAAAGGCGUCGUUGAGUGGUAUUUUCUUGCUGGGAGCCUUCAUAUGCGGCGCCAGUAUCGCGAGAGCGUACACUGUAGCUAACGUGGACAUUACUGAUAUCACAUGGAGCACGGUGGACCCCAUCAUAUGGUCCAAUGUCGAGAUUAGUGUCGGCAUCAUCUGUGCCUGUCUACCCGUUCUCCGCCCACUAGUCCAAGCUGUUGGACGUAGACUCUUCGGCGGAUCAAGCACGGCACUGUGGCACUCGUCCCAAUUCUCACAGACUGCGGAUGAGAUCUAUGGCUUCGAGCAGAGUCCGAAGGUACAAAGCCCAAUUUUGGCAAGAAGGGCAGCGGAGUACCUCGUCAUGCCCGAGAAUACUUUGCCGACGCUACCGCCGGCGGCUGAUUUUAGAAGAUAUAGUCAGAGGGCUGGACGUAGGGGUCUUGAGGAUGGACUGUGGGAAUCGCGGCAUAGCGAAGAAGUUAUGACAGUGAAGACGGUGAGGGUUAAGGAGCUUGGGGGUGAGGGGUGA